This is a messenger RNA of Tremella mesenterica DSM 1558, 3438 nucleotides long. RefSeq lists its product as uncharacterized. The record is from RefSeq and is a predicted model, not a curated record. Gene Ontology annotation, biological process: mitotic spindle assembly. The coding region runs from base 1 to 3369 and encodes 1122 amino acids. Gene Ontology annotation, molecular function: microtubule binding. The transcript has 12 exons. Gene Ontology annotation, cellular component: cytoplasmic microtubule; mitotic spindle midzone; spindle microtubule. NCBI's taxonomy places the organism in Eukaryota, Fungi, Basidiomycota, Tremellomycetes, Tremellales, Tremellaceae.
AUGUCAUCAAACCCUGUGACCGGGGAAGAAGUGGAGGCAUUCUUGACCAAACUCAAAGCCGCCGAUGCCGAAAAGAAAGUGGAUCAGCUUCAAUUAUUCUCCCUUAGGAUCGAUGGCGCAGAGCAGCUACCUGAUACAACUAUCGACCCCAUUACACUCCUAGUCGCACCUUUAUUAAAAUCAUCAGCACAUCUACUCGUAGCUGCCGUCCUCACCUCCUUCCUUCCCGUAUUCCUUCCUCUCAUCCCUGAUGACCCCCCUGCAAACCACCUCCGUCUAGCAUUACAUCAGUUUCUCCCUUUGCUCCUGGAGAAACUUAAUGAUCAGAAAGAACGAGUCCACAGUGCGGCGGCGUCCGCUCUGACCAUACUGGGAAAGAAAUGCUAUGAAUCUGAACCGCCUAGCCUAGGUGCAUCGACCACUAAGGGAAAAAGUAGAGAGGGUCUGGUGGAGUUAUGGGAACGUGGGAUGAAAGAUGUAUUAGGGAAUAAAGGUUGGAGGGGUAAAGUAGAAGGGAUGAAGGCUAUUCUGGAGAUGAGGAGAGACAUGGGUAGUAAACUACCGCUGAAACCUUGGCUGGCCCCAUUAGUGGGACUGUUAGAAGAUUCAGAUGGGAAUGUAAGGGAUCAAGCUAGAGAAACCGUGGUCGCUUUGCUGUCACCAGCCAAUACUCCAGCCGCCGCAAGAGCCGAAUUGAAAAAAUUGAUGCAAGCGCGAAACGUUCGUAAGACCAUUGCGGAUGGAAUCAUCAGUCGGAUCUUCUCUAACGGAGCCGCGGUAGCAAUCAUAGCCGCGGAUAUACCUCUUCCUGCUGACGACGCGCCUGUUUCGACUUUGGGUACAAGAUCAGGGGCUGUCACUCCUGCUCAUGAUGAGGUUGAAGUGGUAUAUGUGAAUACAGCGAAGGAGUUGGAACAGGAGUUCUCAGAGAUGAUUCCUCACUUUGCGGGCAAAGAGACAGAGCAUAAUUGGCUACCGAGGGAGAAAGCCAUUAUACGGAUACGGGGAAUUCUCCGAACCACCGUAGCUCAACAAUCUUGUGCCGUAGUGACCGAACUGGCGGAAACUCUCGGUCCAGCUUUCGAUCAUUUUGUCGAACUCAUUCUACCUGUGCUCGGGAAAAUGGCCGGCUUCACGAAGAAGAUUAUUGCGGAAAGAUCGCAACGUUCAGUCAGCGCUAUAAUCGAACAUACCACUGUUCAUCCGCGUAUCUUCAUUUCCCACAUCUCUUCAGGAGUCAGUGGUAAAAACAUUCAAGCUCGACAUGCCUGUACUGGCCAUCUAAAGACCUUUCUCGAUGUUCAUGGAAUCAGGUCUAAGCAUUCUAUCGAGACCACCUCUGGACUAUUGGACAUGAUCGAUACCACUGUCAGAACGUCCCUGGUUGAUGUCAAUCCUCAAGUCCGAGAUCUUGCACGAUUGGCAUUCUGGAGCUAUCAUGCCGUCUGGCCACAAAAGGCAAAUGUCAUUAUGACUUCCAUGGAUAAUAUAGCUCGGAAACAAUUGGAAAAAGCCAGAACGGGAGAAACCAACGGAGUGGCUUUGACUACCAGACCUCCCGCUCCUGCAAAACGUGCGUCGUCAGCUAUUAGCGCUGUAUUGGCGGAGAAGAAAAGAGCGAGAGCGGCGGAAUUGGCAGCUGGUAAAAGUACCGGAUCUCCAAGGAUCGUCUCCUCCCCUGUUCCUGCUUCACCCGUACCAUCUUUGCCCUCCGGCACCCCAAGAUCUACCUCUUCAACUUUCAUCUCUUCCAAGAAACCCGGACCAUUCCCACGAACGGUCUCUUCUCCCGGUUCCUCGUCUGAAGGUUCACCCCGUCCACGAAGAACGUCAACGAGACCUGUCGAGAAUGGCAUUGGUUCUGAAGUCAAGAAAAGGACGUCAAGUCUGAGUAGACCAUUAUCUUCCAAUCCAUCUUCUAGAGAAUCAUCUACAAGUAGACAAUCUCCAUUAAGACAAUUCAAUACAUAUCCUAAUAAUUCACAUACACCCACUUCACAGUCAAGCAGUGCAGCAUCCACACAAGUUGUUCGAACUCCUACUCUUAAUCGGAAACAUUUGCCUUCAUUCUCCGGUCACUCGACACCUUCUGAUAACAUCGAGACAGGUGUCGGCUUGGGUCUGGUGAACUCAUCGGAGAUACAUCCUGAGCACAGAAAACGGAUUGCAGAAACUGAAGCGGCGACACAACGAUUAGAAGCUUAUUCCGUGUCACACCCAGGUACAACCCCAUUCACCCCCAAAGUCCAUCAUGGUGGGUCGUUGCAGACGCCAAUAAAUGGUAUGAUGAGGAACCAUGCAUGGGUCGACUCACCCAGGUCGGAUCUGAUGACUCCGAUGAUAUUGGACAAACUUAAGGAGAGGAAACAUGAGAGGAGUUGGUGGUUGAAACGACAGCAAUUACUGGACAAGGCUAGCCCUCUCAAAUCUACCACCAACACCCCUUCGUCUGCAAUAACAGAAGACGUCAUAUCUUUAGAGAAAGGUAAUCCCGAGAUACGCAAUCUUCAAAAGCUCGCCUUGUUCUCUUCUUCUCAUCCAAUCUCUCAAUCUACUAUGGAAAGUGAAGACGAGUUCGAGUCGGAUAAAAGUAUUUGGAACGAGGGACGAUUAUUCGAACGUGUCUUCGAUGGUCUCGUGGCUUACUUGGAACCGACAAAGCCAUUUGAUCUGCUAGAACAAGCGUUAGUUGUCUUAUGGGAAAUGGUACAACAUCAAUGGGACAUGUUCGAAGACCACGAGACAACACUUUGUGAUGCUCUUUUCCGUCUACGAGCUUGCAAAAGUUCAAUCAUACUCGAAUCUACCAAUUCUCUCAUAUCAUUUUUGACAGAAGUAUCAGAUCCUCUAUUCCUCCUUUCUGUCCUAUCAGCGUCUUUAGAUCGGUAUCUCGUCCGCCACCCCCCGGAGGAGAUGGAAAGGAUCAUGGAAAAAUUAGAUAUUAGUACUUCUUCCACGAUCAACGGGGCGGAAACAGGACAAAAGGUUCUCAGGGGUGAGAAAGCUAGAGCUUCGGGUUAUUCGUUUGGAUUGAACGCGAUGGGAAUGUGUGUGUUGAGAUUACCUAAGGAGGUUGUGAGGAUUGAAGGGAAGAAUUUAGCGGGAAUCAUAAUGACUGCAUUAUCAUCACCGACAAUCACCACACGUCAAGCUGCCAACACACUCAUCCUCGCCCUUCAAUGUGUAUUACAAGAUGCACAAGAAACACUUGGACUUUUACCCGAACUGAACGCAGGACAGAAAGACCUAGCCAUGUAUCUGAUGGAUAAAAACGGACUUUUGGUUGAUCUUUUACCUGGGGAAAGUGGAGGAAGAGAAGGGGUGAUGGGUGAAAUGACAGAAUUAAUGGCUCGUAGUGCCAGGGGGUGAUCCUUGGAUUUACCCAAUACCUGUAUCGUCGUUGAUAUCUCUUACUUGUGCAUCUGACUUUCUUGUCGG